UUGGAAGCUCCGUCUGCGUCUCUGUCUCCCCCUCCUGUCCUCAGAACCAGCCUUCGUUUCCCUCUAUUAUUUUCCACUCAGUUUCUCGCAGUUUAAAAUGGCGGCGUUGAGCAGCGCCGAGUCCCCACCGCCCGUCUUUAACGGAGACACCGCGGAGCGGGAGCCGGGCAGGGAGCGGGGCCUGGAGGAGCUGGGUGCCGAGCUGGACUCCUCCUGCAUGUCGGGGAUCCCCGGAGGUCCGCAGGAUGAGGAGAUCUGGAAUAUCAAACAGAUGAUAAAGCUGACACAAGAACACUUAGAGGCUCUUCUGGACAAGUUCGGAGGAGAACAUAAUCCUCCUUCCAUAUAUCUAGAGGCCUAUGAGGAAUACACCAGUAAACUGGACGCCCUGCAGCAGAGGGAGCAGCAGCUGCUGGAGGCCAUGGGCAACGGUACGGACUUCUCCUGCUCUUCUUCUCCCGUGCCAGCCCUUCUGGAGGUCAAGAUGGGAGGCUGUGGUGUUGGAGGGGGGGCUCAGGCCUUUCCCUCAGCCCCCAACACCUUGGCUGUCCUGCAGACCCCUGCCGAUGCUAGCCGAGCCAACCCUCGCUCCCCCCAGAAGCCCAUCGUCAGGGUCUUCCUGCCUAACAAACAGAGAACUGUGGUCCCUGCCCGCUGUGGGAUGACUGUGAGAGACUCGCUGAAGAAAGCUCUGAUGAUGCGAGGCCUCAUUCCAGAGUGCUGUGCAGUCUACAGGAUACAAGACGGAGAAAAGAAGCCGAUUGGCUGGGACACAGACAUCUCCUGGCUGACAGGAGAGGAGUUACAUGUAGAAGUGUUGGAGAAUGUGCCGCUCACCACACACAACUUUGUGAGGAAGACCUUCUUCACGCUGGCCUUCUGCGACUUCUGCAGAAAGCUGCUGUUCCAGGGUUUCCGCUGUCAGACCUGUGGCUACAAGUUCCACCAGCGCUGCAGCACUGAGGUUCCCCUCAUGUGUGUCAACUAUGACCAACUAGACUUGUUGUUAGUGUCCAAGUUCUUUGAGCAUCACCCGUUCACCCAGGAGGAGGUCUCCUCAGAGGGGACCACCCCAGUGUCUGAGGCCUGUCCAUCCCUCCCCCCAUCUGACUCCACCGGGUCAAUAUGCCACACCACUGUGUCCCCGUCCAAGUCCAUACCCAUCCCGCCUAGUUUCCGGCCCAACGAGGAGGACCACCGCAACCAGUUUGGCCAGCGGGACCGCUCGUCCUCCGCUCCCAAUGUCCAUAUCAAUACCAUCGAGCCUGUCAACAUUGAUGACCUGAUUCGAGAUCAGGGCUUACCAAGGUCAGAUGGAGCCCCCCCGACCCACCCCGCCCGCUGCUUGAGGAAGCACCGAACACGGACCUCAAGCCCCCUCCUAUACUCCUACCCCAAUGACAUAGUGUUUGAUUUUGAGCCCGAGCCUGUUUUCCGAGGCUCUACCACAGGGCUGUCUGCCACGCCUCCUGCCUCUUUACCUGGUUCUCUCACCAGUGUCAAGGUUCCGCAGAAGUCGCCAUGCCAACAGAGGGAGCGCAAGUCGUCGUCGUCGUCUGAGGACCGCAAUAAGAUGAAAACCCUGGGGAGAAGGGACUCCAGUGAUGACUGGGAAAUCCCGGAGGGUCAGAUCACUCUGGGUCAGAGGAUAGGCUCUGGAUCCUUUGGAACUGUCUACAAGGGAAAGUGGCAUGGUGAUGUGGCAGUGAAGAUGUUAAAUGUCACUGCUCCCACACCACAGCAGCUUCAGGCCUUCAAGAAUGAAGUGGGAGUCCUCAGGAAAACGCGUCAUGUGAACAUCCUGCUGUUCAUGGGCUACACCACCAAGCCUCAGCUGGCCAUCGUGACCCAGUGGUGUGAAGGCUCCAGUCUGUACCACCACCUGCACAUCAUCGAGACCAAGUUCGAGAUGAUCAAGCUGAUUGACAUCGCUCGGCAGACCGCUCAGGGCAUGGAUUACCUGCAUGCCAAAUCAAUCAUUCACAGAGAUCUGAAGAGCAACAAUAUUUUCCUCCACGAGGAUCUGACAGUGAAGAUUGGUGACUUUGGUCUGGCUACAGUCAAAUCCCGCUGGAGUGGCUCCCACCAGUUUGAGCAGCUGUCUGGCUCUAUACUGUGGAUGGCUCCAGAGGUGAUCCGGCUGCAGGACAAGAAUCCCUACAGCUUCCAGUCAGACGUCUACGCCUUCGGCAUUGUGCUGUACGAGCUCAUGUCAGGAGCACUGCCCUACUCCAACAUCAACAACAGAGACCAGAUCAUAUUUAUGGUGGGUCGAGGUUACCUGUCUCCUGACCUCAGCAAGGUGCGCAGCAACUGUCCGAAGGCCAUGAAGAGACUGAUGGCUGACUGCCUGAAGAAGAAGAGAGAGGAGCGGCCUCUCUUCCCUCAGAUUUUGGCGUCCAUUGAGCUUCUGGCUCGGUCAUUACCCAAAAUCCACCGCAGCGCCUCGGAGCCUUCGUUAAACCGAGCUGGCUUUCAGACGGAGGACUUCAGCUUGUACGCCUGCGCCUCUCCUAAAACCCCCAUCCAGGCCGGCGGCUAUGGGGAGUUUUCAGCAUUUAAGUAAGUGCUGCAGAUUCCACCAGUCCAUCCCUCGUCACUUCUCAAAAGUCCCGUGUCCAUGCGGUGGAUUCAUUCAUUACUGAAAAAACUGAACAAAUAGUCUCAAAGAAUGUGCUUUUUUUUCUUCCUCUGUCAACCUGAAGAAGGCAGCCUCGUUGGAGUCCGUCCAACAAAAAGCUGUCCCGCAGGCAAACGGCCACAGUGACGGACAAAACUGAAUUAGGAAAAAAAAAAUUUUUUAAAAGAUACUUGAAUGACACAAAAGGAAAGAAAACAAACAAGACACAAAGAGAUACCAAAAGAGUUUUAGGAGGAGAUGGUAAACUGAUGGACUUUCUGCUGGAGGGAAAAAAGAUGAAGUGAAAAAAGUUGAGGCGUCGGGCUCCGCUCGUCGAGUCAUUUCCUGUGCAGGUGAGAAGGGAGGCUGCUUUAUCAGUCAGACCGCCGAACUGCACUUUGAGCGACGGCAGAGCGGGGCCUGUGGUAAGGGAAGAGGCCUCCUGUCUGCGGGGUGGGGUGGAAGGCCAGGUGUUGAGCUGGACGUCACUCAGCCCCAAAGAAAGAUGACUUGAAAGACACAUCUAUUUUUAUUUUUUCAUUAGUUUCUCAUGUUUCUCAGAUUUUAGCUAGCACUUGCUAGGAAUGCAUUUUUUGAUUUUCUCAAUUUUGCAGCACAGGCCACAGCUUUUUUUUUUUUUUUUUUUUUUUUUGUCUUUUUGGGCUUAAUGCUGACCAAAUUCUGCAAAAUACUGUAUUUUGCCUUCUUCUUCGCCCCCAGCAGGUUUGACACCCAUGAUGCAAACGGCAUCAACUGUUGAUCUACUGAAAGAUUUUGCUCUACUUUUUUUCAGAAAUUUCAAAACCUUCACAUUAAAGCAGGAAAAGCGUUUCUUUCUGCAGAUUUCAGGUAGAAAAGUCCAGAGCCUGCACUAACAGCAGGAGCUGUUCUUUGGGAGGGACAUGAUCAUUUGCUUGGUAAGGGAAGCUACAUCAGACUGAUUUCUUAUUCUGUUUAGAAGGCCUGGUCUGAGCAAGCAUGAAAGAUGGGUUGAUAAGUGAGAUUUUGUUGCUCCUGAGAUGCUCUACCUUUUCCAAGGACUUCACGUCUGUGUGAAAGCAGCAGACGCGGUUGUUUUUGUAGAUUUCCGGUAGAGACGUCCGGAGUCUGACGUGAUCUGCCGACCACAGGAGCUGUUGAUAGGGAGGAAAAAUGCAGCUCUGUUUGCUGGUGGAAGCUACACAAGAGGGGUUUCUUAUUCUCUUUAAGGAGGCCGGUCUACGCCGGGCCGAUGCCCAGCCUUUAUGCUGAGCUAAGGAGUGUGUACAGGACACACUUGUUCUCUAAGCUUAGAAGUUGUUACGCAGCAUCUUUGUGGCAAAGCUUUUUCUUUGCUUCUCAUGUCACAAAACCCAACCUCAGAUUUUUUGUUUUUGUUUUUUUUGUGACACCAAGUGCAUAUCGUGUCAUUAUUUUUUUCCCCCCUGUCUCUUCUAUUUUCUCUUUUUUUUUGAUCAUGUGGCUUUAAUAUUGCUCUCAGCUGAAAAUGUGGACCUUACUUGUUGCAGCUGCCGACUAAUGGGCUGCAGCGUUACCUGCUGACAGGACCGGUGAUCAUCUGGAGAAUUCUGCUAGUCCUGAAAAAAAAGUCCGAAAAUGUUCUUUCAAUCACAUUUUUUUACUUUCUCUACACACAUAUGCACCUGUACUUUUUUCAUUCCAGCUUGUGUUCUGGGUUGUAGGUGUUAUUACAGGUUCUUUUUAUUUUGCUAUCGUCAAUGUUUGCCUUUUUCUGUACAGGCAGGCCUGCAGAUAUUUACUUAUUUAUGUGAAUAGUUUUGAAGUAUCAGUCUUUCUUUUGACGCUUGUUUUAGUCUUUGUGACUCGUAUACUUGCACUUUGUAGAGGUGGAUUGAAGCAAACGAGCGACUUGCCUUUUCUUUUUUAUAUCGAGGAAUAAAUUGUGACAUACAGAGCUGAUGACCCAAAAUUCAAUUUCCAAUGCAUAAGUCAUCUGCCGGGGCUGGACUGUGAAAAUUUUGCUGGGAAGGCUCAGUUGCCAUCUAAGGACUGUCUUUAAUGAAGUCUCCAGCAGCCGAGUAUGUCACCACACCUACAGUGAGGAGAGCCGUGCGAAUGAUACUGCUGGCCUGAUGAAUGGAUGUUGUGAAGGGAGAGCAGGUAGUUGAAGAAUCCAUCCAAACACUGACUGACACGCUGGUUCUUCACAUUCAUCACGAUCAUGUCUUUCCAUCAUAGACUAACCCCUCGAGAUCUGAAAUAAUCUGUUCCAAUUUUACAUUCAGUGCAUAAGCACAAUAGGCUGUGCGUUGUACUCCACCAGGGGACAUUCAUAAAAUGUACUCUCCAUUGGUGAACUAGGCUGUUGUUCUCUUUGAUAGCUCAAUUUGGAGAAAACAAGUGAGCUGCAGCGGAUUAACACCACAGAUGUAAAAAUUGCCAAGAAGUGAUGUUAAAGAGCCUGACAGGGCAGACACAUGAGCAGACAGAUGACUAGAUGCAAGCAUUCCCACAGGUUACUCCAACUCACAUAGCAGGAAAAAAAAAAAUGAAGCUGAACAUUAAUAUUAUUUCUCACACUGCACUCUGUUAUUGUAAGCUACAGGCCGAAACGCCAAACAGACAGAGCACUAUCAACUAGCUAGUAAAAAAAAAAAAAAAGUGAAGCGUUGAGCAGCUAAAGAGACAACUAUUAUUCUCAAGUGUUGGUGGAGGCAAAAACCAGAACCACAACUUCAAGUGAAUUCUAGUGUUACUAUGUGUUCGCUGGAUGUAUAAACAGAUAGUAGAGUUCAUCUGCCCAAAACAGGCCACUUGAGGGCAGCUAAAACAAGUUGUGAACACAUCGACAUAUCACUUUUUAAGUUGGUCCAGCAAACCUGUUAGCAAACAGAUGCUUAUUUGCACAUUGACUAUAGUUGCUCUAAGGAAUUCUUCUAUUUUCUCAAUUGUCUGGUGGGUCACAUGGAGUUUUGUACUCCUGCAUCACAUGCAGUCGAUUGAGGUUGGUCUAAGCAGCACGUGCCUAUGCUGUGGACACACCUGCACAAACUUGUGUUUUUUGUGUUUUUGAGUGCACUCUAGUGUCACCUGAAGACCUGCCGAUAGCAGAAAGCCACUUCAGGACGUGGUUUCACCUGUAGAUUUUAAGGGAGCGAGGGCUCCACAGAGUUUGGACUACUGUUGUCCAUUACCUACUUUACUACCACAUAGUAUGUAGGUUAGGGGUGGACUGAUAUAUAUAUAUAUAUAGGCACUAUGUAGGCCUUUUUAUUAAAUAUUACCUCUGAUGAAACCUGAGCUGACAUGUUAUUGAGGUUCUGAGGAAAGGUGGGCAUCACCAUAAAGGGUUGCCAGUCUAAUGCACAUCAAAUGAUGAGUUCAGUCUGGACAGUGGGAGGAAAGCUGCAGUUAGCCACUAACAGUCUGGCCUAGUUCAAUAAUUGAUAUGUGUAUAUAGAUAUAUUCUGUGAUUUAAUGGUAAUUUGCCUAAAAUAUUAAAACUGUUUUCCAACAUCCCUUUAGUGGUAUUUAUACAGUCCGGUAGUUUUUAAUUUGAGUGUUUAGAUUUUGACAUCACGAUCUUCUUCCAGCCCGAUACAAUGAAGGUAAAUGGAAUUUAGUUUGUGGUGCUCUCAGCACUGAACAUGCCUCACUUGUUACUCUGGAUAAUCUGCCCAUAUAUAGUGGACAGUUCUAAUCGGAACUACUUUCUACAAAGGAAACUAAUCUUCAUAAAUAAACCGUCCAUUACUAUCAUAAAGAAUCUCUUACUGACUGUCUUUGAGUUUGAUGAUCUUGAGAUGAACACUUUGAGCAACUGAAUUCCAUUCACCUCCACUUUAAAGCCCACACAGACCGAUAGUCCUGGAGGUGCUCAGAUAAUCAUAAUUAAACAUCCAUUAAUACAUCUGCUGAUGAAGACUAUGUAAUACGGUCUGAACAGGCAAGUAAGUGGACCCUGAGUUAAGAUUGUUUUGGCAACCACUAAUUCCCAGGUCAAGAAUUAACUGUCAGCCUCACUGGAAGUAGCACAUGGCCUUGUCCUCAACCACAGGCGUCCGUAUCCUUCAGACAGCAGUGGCAGUUGUCUCCUGUACUGGGGUCUGCUGUUUGCAUUUUCAGAUUGCUCACAUGACCUGAGGAAGUUAAGUCUUUCAGAGCGCUGUAUUUAUUUUCCUCUAAGAACUCUAUUUUCUAUGAGAAUCUGCUUGAGCUUCAUAGAAUCUACAGGAGAAAUCACUGAGCUCCGUCACUAACGCUCUCAUCUCCACCACCCACCUCUGAUCUUACCACAUAUUCUCUUCCUCUCCUCUUCAUCCAAAACUUUGUGUUCAGCCUUUCUCUACUUUAAUUUGUCUUCUCGAACAUUCCCUCCCUCUCCUCCUUGCCUGCACCUUAAACCCAACAAUUCCUUUCAACUGAGAACUUUCAUAAGAAACUUUAUGGAGAUUUGUUUUGUUUUUCACAUGUAAAUAGUUGUACAAAGGAAAUACUGUCAUUUUGCUAGGAGGCAUGGAGACUACAAAUGUAACAAAUUAUAAAAUGUUCAAAAUAGAGACAAAGAUUAAGAGACAUUUUGAUAGGCCGACUUCUGAGAAAAAUGAGUGUAAAAAUAUUUAAGGCUGUAUCAUAAGGAGAAAGAGCUUAAUGUAUUUGUUGUGAAUAUGAAAAACUGAUAUAUUAAAGAAGUGCAUGAAAACGGUA
Micropterus salmoides (largemouth bass) is the source of this 7288-nucleotide messenger RNA. It is a transcript of the gene braf, whose product is annotated as B-Raf proto-oncogene, serine/threonine kinase. The record is from RefSeq and is a predicted model, not a curated record. NCBI's taxonomy places the organism in Eukaryota, Metazoa, Chordata, Actinopteri, Centrarchiformes, Centrarchidae. Gene Ontology annotation, biological process: signal transduction; protein phosphorylation. Gene Ontology annotation, molecular function: protein kinase activity; ATP binding. Gene Ontology annotation, cellular component: cytosol; plasma membrane; mitochondrion.